AUGUGCGUUUGUAACCGAGAUUUGGCGGCAGCCUACUACUACUACUACUACUACUACUACUACUACUACUACUACUACUACUACUACUACUACUACUACUACUACUACUACUACUACUACUACUACUACUACUACUACUACUACUACUACUACUACUACUACUACUACUACUACUACUACUACUACUACUACUACUACUACUACUACUACUACUACUACUACUAA
Messenger RNA from Necator americanus (New World hookworm), 225 nucleotides. RefSeq lists its product as uncharacterized. Bases 1 to 225 code for a protein of 74 amino acids. The transcript has a single exon. The record is from RefSeq and is a predicted model, not a curated record. NCBI's taxonomy places the organism in Eukaryota, Metazoa, Nematoda, Chromadorea, Rhabditida, Ancylostomatidae.